AUGGCGUCUCCACUCGUGCCAUUGAUCUGGGCCGGACUUGUGUGCUGUUGGGUGUUGCAGUUUGCAUCCAUCGCUGAUGCAGCUGUACCCAAUGCAAAUGCGGACUCUGAGGCACCUUGUGACAUGAGCGCAGACUACAGAGACGGUUCAGGUGUGAUCUAUAAUGUUCAGAAAACCGACUGGAACGUGUCCGCUACGGUUGUGUUCGUGCCGAAGGGCACUAAGCUGGGAUGGAGUCACGCUACGGGCGUUGUGGACCCGUCGACAUGGCGCAUUAUCAUGGAGUUCAAUUACACCAGCAUGAACCGUACAGUGCGAGUUUGGGGCACCGUCAAAUGGCAGUGCUCCGAGAUCGACUUUGACAACAAAGCUGUGUGGUGGAGACCCGAUACCACUCUCACUGACAUCCAUCUCGUGUACAUGACGCAUCUAGACGUGGGCUUCACUGACGGAGCUCGGAACGUCUGCGAUCUCUACUUCAACGAUCACUUCCCCAAGGCCAUGCGCACAGCGGCCGAUCUGCGACGUCUUAGCACGGAGGCACGCUUCGUGUACACCGAGUUCCCAUGGCUGGUGCACGAGUAUCUGACCAAUGCCGCAGGAUGCGCGCACACACCGCGCUCAGAGCAGCAGAUAGCGGACUUCACGGUGGCCGUUCAGCGGGGCGAUAUCAGCUGGCACGCGCUAUCGCUAAACAUUCUCACCGAACUGUACGAGUCGAAACAUUUCAACUGGUCGUUGGGCAUAGCCGAGACUCUGAACGGAAUGCUGGGCCAGAAGAACGGAGUGCUGUGCGGUAAACACACCGACGUUCCCGGGAUGAGCAGAUCGGUGGUGCCAUAUUUGGCGAGUCGCGGAGUGCAGGCGCUGCACAUUGGGUACAACGGCGCGUGUAUGUUCCCGUCGAUUCCGAGCGUGUUCCGUUGGCAGCACGUGGCCAGCGGCACGGAAGUGAUCGUCAUGGCCGAACCGACCUACGGAGAACGGAUUCGCGUUGAUGCGGCUGCUGACACUGCGCUCGUGUUCAUGUACACGAGUGACAACGCAGAGCCUCCAAGUGCAGCGCAGGUCCUGGCCUUCUGGGACGCGCUCAGAGCCAGGUAUCCCAACGCCAAGAUCAACGUGGAGCGUCCGCUGGACGCCUACACGCAGCUACUGGCCAGCGUGAAGCAAGACUUGCCGGUGAUCAGCGGGGAGAUUGGUGACUCGUGGCUGUACGGAGCCCCUGCAGACCCCUACCGCAUUGCUGCGUACCGCACCGCUACCUCUACGAUCAACGAAGCCAUCACCGCGGGCGACCUCGACGAGGCAAGCCCAUAUUUGGAGGAGUACCGGUACAGGCUGAUGAAGCCGAUGGAACACAAUUGGGGCUUGAGUGUGGGACAGUACUUGCCCCAGUUGCGCAGCACAACCCAUGGAAACUGGUCGAAUGCCGAGUUCUACGCCGUGCGUAAUCGCAGCGACUAUCACAGACUGGAGCGCGAGUGGCAGGAGCAGAAUGAGUUCUGUGCGCCAUCGUCUAUUCGCUCCACAGUUUUGCACUCAUCUUCGACUGACAGCACCGAUCGUCACGGCACCGAAUGGUUGCAAUUCAAUCGCAAACUAAAAACUAGACUACUGGCAUUAAAGAACGCCGACACAUCCCGCCAACCACCUUACAGCUCACAGCAUCACCAUGACAACAGCAAUGAUCGCGUGCAAAUCUCCGAGCGGCCGAAGAGUACGCCGUACACGUGCCUCGGGCGUUUCAGCGUGCAAUUCAACAUCACCGACGGCUCAAUGAUCUCACUCACGGAUACGCUGUCCAAGAGAGAAUGGCUGGGUGCGCCGAACGGCAGCAUGGGUGUGUUUCGCUAUCGCACCUACAGCAUGGUCGACUUUGAUAACUUUAACCGUGGCUACAACCCAGGGUGCGGACCGCCGUGCCCCGACUUCAGCAAAUCCGGCAUGGAGACGGCGAAUGCUACGUCUGCAGUCUGGAUGCCCAGGGUGGUCAACUUCACGGCAGCGGUGACCGGUGACGACGACGCAUGCCACUUCACGGCCACCCUGUCGCUGCCCGAGGAAACGCACGCAAAGUACGGCGCGCCACGAUACCUCAGCCUUACGUACGUCAUCACGACUUCACAGCAUGCACCGACCAGCGGCAGCCAACAGCCAGUGGACGACCUGCAUGGCAACGACAUAUUUCACUCGCAUGCACAGCAGCGUGGACAACAGCAGCAGCAUGACGAUGAUACACUGGUGUUCAGUGCCGGUGCUGGUAUAGACCACAGCAGUGGAAGCGAUCACAUACAGGUCUAUACAAAGCUGGUGUGGAAGGAUAAACCGGCCACUCGCCUUGCCGAGGCAAUGUUCCUCUCGUUCGCCCCGGUCGUUCGGAACGCCAGUCUCUGGCGCAUGGACGUACUGGGACAUGAUGUGUCGCCGCUAGAUGUGGUGGUCGACGGAACACGCCACUUACACGCGGUCGGUAAGGGUGUGCGUUACGCCGGUGUCGAGGAAAUUAUCGACAUUGCUACUCUGCAUACACCGCUCGUGGCACCUGGCGAUAUCGAUCACCUACUAGACUACGACGGCAACACACAGCCAGAUCUCACCGGCGGAUGGCAUUUUAACCUUUACAACAACCUGUGGGGUACGGCGUUCCCUCAGUGGAGCAACGAGAGUGGUAUUGCAGAGUUCUUGGUCUCCUUCAUCUCAACAACCAACACAACAUAUUAA
Sycon ciliatum is the source of this 2724-nucleotide messenger RNA. RefSeq lists its product as uncharacterized. Bases 1 to 2724 code for a protein of 907 amino acids. The record is from RefSeq and is a predicted model, not a curated record. The transcript has a single exon. NCBI's taxonomy places the organism in Eukaryota, Metazoa, Porifera, Calcarea, Leucosolenida, Sycettidae.